GAAACCAACGGUGGUGAUUGCUUGAGCUCAGUCAGAGAGCUACUACUAUUCUUCAUCGCAAUUUCAAAACCCUCGGAGAAGUUUUAAUCAGAAAAAUGUCCGUCGAGGAAGACGCCACCGUUAGAGAGCCACUCGAUCUGAUUCGGCUGAGUAUCGAAGAGAGGAUCUAUGUCAAGCUCCGAUCAGACCGUGAACUCCGCGGCAAGCUUCACGCUUUUGAUCAGCAUUUGAAUAUGAUUCUGGGUGAUGUUGAAGAGGUUAUUACGACUGUAGAAAUCGACGACGAGACAUACGAAGAGAUUGUUCGGACAACGAAGCGAACGGUUCCGUUUUUAUUCGUGAGAGGAGAUGGAGUGAUAUUGGUGUCACCGCCUUUGAGGACGACGACCUAAAUGUUCUUGUGUACUGGGAUCUGUGUUGACAAAUCUGGAGCUGAGUAAAACCACUUUUUUCUGAUUACUUGGCUUUUGAAUUGUAAUUGUGUGGUAUGUUUUUCUUUGUUGUCAAACAUUGAAACCGAAUGUAGCUUUCGAAUUCUGGUUAUGGGCUGCUUCGUUAUAGUAGAAGCAGUGUAACAUGCUUCGUAUUGUGACUUUCUUACCGUUUAUGAUCGGAUUUAGUUACAUUUUCUGGUUUGGUGUA
Molecule: messenger RNA, 642 nt
Organism: Arabidopsis lyrata subsp. lyrata
Lineage: Eukaryota; Viridiplantae; Streptophyta; Magnoliopsida; Brassicales; Brassicaceae
Product: sm-like protein LSM3A
Exons: 3
Coding region: 96-392 (98 amino acids)
Biological process (GO): mRNA splicing, via spliceosome; P-body assembly
Cellular component (GO): U4/U6 x U5 tri-snRNP complex; catalytic step 2 spliceosome; P-body
Molecular function (GO): RNA binding
Source: RefSeq, a predicted model, not a curated record